This is a messenger RNA of Meloidogyne enterolobii, 1903 nucleotides long. The record is from the annotation of a GenBank genome assembly. NCBI's taxonomy places the organism in Eukaryota, Metazoa, Nematoda, Chromadorea, Rhabditida, Meloidogynidae.
AUGGAAGCACACCUCAUCACUAGAUAUGAUAAUGGUAACGGAAGGAUAGUUGAAGAAGAAAGAAGACCAAUACCACAACCGAGAGGAGGGUUAUCCCCUUUGAGGGAAAUUCAAAAACCCGAAGAUCAACAAAGAAAAGAUUUUCUUAUGCAAGAACAAUCUCGAUCAACUGAACAAUUUAAACGGACAACUACCAAAAAUGGAACUACAGAUAUUUUAAAGCCAUUACUUAUCGAAUCUGAGCCUGCAAAGACAAGAAUUCUUUCAUCCCCAGAAGAAAAUGGCCAUAAACCUGUUGUUAUAUUACCUACUAAAGCACGCCCUGAAGUUCAGAAACCUCGUUUAAUAGACUAUGCUACCUAUAAACGUGAAGUUCAAGAGCUUCAAAGAAGAGCGGCUAAGGUUGACAACAGAGGGGUUUAUGAGGAAGUUACAACACCCUACUUACCUCCUCCAAUGAGCCCGGCUAUUGUCCUUCCGAGGAAACAACCAUCUCUUGAUAAGACAACUUUGACUGGUCAGCGUGUACAAAAGGCCAAGGAAGCCGAGCCUGCUAUGGAGACGACAAUAAGAUAUUUCGCCAGAGAAGAGCUCUGGGAGAAACGAGGAGGUCUUCCACCUACCGAACCCAUACUGACCUCACGUCGUGAAGGCAGCUCUUCAGAGGAGGAAAUGAAAAGAUUAGAAGAAGCUAGACUUAAAAGGGAAGCUGAAGAAGCUAAAAUAAGAAGAGAAAGAGCUGCAAUUGAAGAAAAAAGAAGAAUUGAGUUGGAACAGCAAAGGAGGAGACGGUUGGCUGAGGAAGAGGCUUUGGAGGCUGCGAGGAGAAGAAAAGCUAUUGAAAUUGAAGAAGAAAAACGAAAAAUUUUGUUGGAAAAACAAGAAAAAGCGGCAGAAGCUGCUCGAAGACCUCCUGGCCCUCCCAUCACCUCUAGCCAUUCCUCUUCCUUCUAUGAAAGUUUUGAACGUUUUAGUAGUAGAACAACAAGUUUAGCAACCCCAACAGUUCCUAUAGAAAGUAAACAGCCGGCAGUGAAAGACCAAAUUCAAUUAAUUCCAGCUGUUCCCUUAACUAUAACAGAGUGGGCUGUCCCUAUUAAAAUGGCUGAGGAGAAGAAAACAGAGGAAUUGACACCUAAAGGAAGGGAGAUUGUAAAGAAGGAAGAGCCGAUCAAGCAAGAAUUAGCUAAAAUCCCAGCAAGAGAAUAUGAAGAAAUUGACACUUCUACUGAUGCUGGUAAACGACUCUUUGAACAAUUAAAACGAGAAUUGGAAUAUGAAGAGGAAAUUGAUACAGAAGUUAGAAGAAUGAGAAGAGCUAAAGGGGAAGAUAAAAAGGAAGAGGAAGAGGAGGAGGAAGAAUUGGGAAGUGUGGGACAGACUUUGGAACAUUCCCCUCCAAUACUUCCAUCUUCCACUGAAGGGGAAAUGGAUUCUGAACCUGUGGAGGAAGCCCCUUCUUCUGUUACUGAGGAGGCAAAUGGACAUUGGAGAGAGCAUUGGGUAAGCAUUCGAUGGAGGAAGCUCCCUAUUUGGGAGGAAGCCCUAUUAAGCUCCAAAUUUCCAUCCUAUCCCGUUAUCUCAUCUCUUCAUUAUUUCUGACAUAUCUCGCAAUCCAUUACAGCCUCAAAGUUAUUUUAAGUAGAGGUGGAUAGCUAAAGCAGGAUAACUUAGAGGCUUACAAGAAUUUCUAGCCUUUCAGGUAUAGAAUAAGGAUUUCAAGGAAUUUAAGUCAUAAAUAUUUUUUAUGAAAGUGAAGAGGAAUAAAUUUGAUUUCCAAUAAAGAUCCGAAAAUAUUAAUUCCUCGUUCAUGAAGAGGAAAAAUGGGGGCAUAGAAAUGAGGGCAUUCUCUCUCAAAAAAUAAAUAUGAGAAGUUAUUGUUCAAAUACUCUUUUUUAACUCC